Poeciliopsis prolifica (blackstripe livebearer) is the source of this 1968-nucleotide messenger RNA. RefSeq names its product 5-hydroxytryptamine (serotonin) receptor 1Fa (gene htr1fa). The transcript is spliced from 3 exons. Bases 156 to 1415 code for a protein of 419 amino acids. Lineage: Eukaryota; Metazoa; Chordata; Actinopteri; Cyprinodontiformes; Poeciliidae. The record is from RefSeq and is a predicted model, not a curated record. Gene Ontology annotation, biological process: adenylate cyclase-activating adrenergic receptor signaling pathway. Gene Ontology annotation, molecular function: G protein-coupled serotonin receptor activity. Gene Ontology annotation, cellular component: plasma membrane.
GUCGGGAAGCUGUGAAUGAACAUUAAUGUGGAAUCUAAUGUGCUUUUCGCGCCGGAUGGUUUUCCUCGGCCAUUUCAUUUCUGCUUCGGAAGCCGGGCACUGAACAAUAUUGGUGGGGUGAUGGCAGGUUUGGCAGGCAGCACAGAUCUCAGCAGAUGGUCUGCUGCACACUGAAGCGACCAAAAUCAGCAAAACAUCAAAGGAUAGACAGGAUGGAUUUCUUUAAUUGGACCGAAGGAGCCUUUGCUACAAACAGCAGCAGUUAUGACUCCUUUGAGACUGCAACACUCCCGCCCAGUAAAAUCCUACUGACAAUAACCCUUUCUAUUGUUGCCGUACUAACUACAUUCUUUAACUGUCUGGUGAUCACAGCUAUUGCUGUUACCCGCAAGCUACAUCACCCAGCCAACUACCUCAUCUGCUCGUUAGCUGUGACUGACCUGUUGGUGGCUGUGCUAGUCAUGCCCUUCAGCAUAAUCUACAUCCAGAAUGAAAAAUGGAUCAUGGGUGAGGUGGUGUGCACCAUUUGGUUGAGCAUAGACAUUGCGUGUUGUACCUGCUCAAUUCUUCAUCUUGCGACAAUUGCCAUUGACCGCUAUAGGGCCAUUACAGAUGCUGUGGAGUAUUCUCGCAAGCGCACAGGAGCCCGGGCUGGUGCCAUGGUGGCAGUAGUGUGGCUAUUGUCCAUUCUCAUUUCACUUCCUCCGCUACUCUGGCGACACUACAGCGAUGACGAAGAGCAUAAGGAUCAAUGCAUCAUCAUCCACCACCACAUGGCUUUUACUCUUUAUUCCACACUUGGAGCAUUUUAUAUUCCUCUGAUACUCAUUCUAAUCCUCUACUACAAAAUCUACAAAGCUGCUCAGACACUUUACAUGCGCAGAGAAGCUAGCAGGGCUAGCCGCCACUCAUGCAUGACCAAUGGGAGCAUGAUUCCUUCAUCCUAUCCUGCUGGAGACAGCGAUGGCGAUGGCGAUGGUGCUCCUCAGAGUCCAGAGCCUGUAAGCCCACCAGAAAAGUCCUUCUCUGAGCCUUCUACUGAGGAAACGCCACGUGAACGGGUGCGAGCCUCCAAAAAAGUUUUUCAAAGCAAGUCACGCAGGCAUGACUCGAGGAGCGAGUCGCGUCGAAGCCAAAUUUACCAAGCGCCCCGAAUUUCAGGUUCACGGGAACGAAAGGCAGCAUCCACACUGGGGUUGAUAAUAGGGGCCUUUGUUAUCUGUUGGCUGCCAUUUUUUGUCAAGGAGGUGAUCGUCAACACAUGUGGUUCAUGCAACACUUCUGUUGAAAUGGCAGAUUUUCUUACGUGGUUGGGCUACCUUAACUCUCUGAUCAACCCCCUCAUCUACACUAUCUUUAAUGAGGACUUUAAGAAAGCUUUCCAAAAACUUAUUAGAUGCAGUCAUUACCUCUGAUGCUUAGUCAUGCAUGAUCAAACUCACACACCAUUCAACAAACAUAUGUAACAAAAAGAGAACAAAAGUAGUGGCUUCAGUCAGAGAAUACUAAUGGAACACUAAAGGUUUUCCUGUUGUAAAACCUUACAACAACAAAAAGGACAUAAACAAGAAAAAAAAAGACUUGAUGUUAACAACUUCAACAAACCAAGUGGCACCCCAUCUCACUGAUGGGUAUUGGUUUAAAGUUCAACACUGAAGUCCAGCCUCUGCUAUUUAUAGAGCAGCCCAAUAUUUCCCUAAUGUUAAUUGGUGUGUGUGAAAGGAUGCUGACAUGUUGGAUUUGAUAUAUAAGGCAAGUGCUGACAUUUCUGAGGUCUGGGUUCUGAGCAUUAGAGAUUAGCCCUAUUUGAAGGUCUAUAAAUAGCUGACCAUCAUGUCUGAUCCAUCUAAUAAAUUCACUUUGGUCAGCUGGACACUGCUGCCUAAAAUGUGUCAUGUGUAAAAUACCACAACCUACCAAGUCAUUGUUUUAUAUGGUCAUGGUAUUAAAGAAAACUUUUUUUCUUAC